Cutaneotrichosporon cavernicola is the source of this 2553-nucleotide messenger RNA. RefSeq lists its product as uncharacterized. Gene Ontology annotation, cellular component: cytoplasm. The coding region runs from base 1 to 2553 and encodes 850 amino acids. Lineage: Eukaryota; Fungi; Basidiomycota; Tremellomycetes; Trichosporonales; Trichosporonaceae. The record is from RefSeq and is a predicted model, not a curated record. The transcript is spliced from 5 exons. Gene Ontology annotation, molecular function: mRNA binding; N6-methyladenosine-containing RNA reader activity. Gene Ontology annotation, biological process: mRNA destabilization.
AUGGCCUCGGCUCCCAUCAGGCAGCCACGCGGGCCCCCUUCCUCGCCAGGCGCCUACCCCGGCGCCCCCGCAACCACUGCUUCCCAGUCGUCCACCGGAGUCGGCGCUGGCUACGCGUCCGCCGGCCCACCCAUGGCCGACUCGGAGAGCCUUCUGCGCCGCAACAAGACGGUGGCGACAGCGGCGCGUGCCGCCCAGACCGCAAACCGCUCCGCAGACAGCGCCAGCGCUUCCGCAGCCUCACCGGCUGCUGACGCAGCCGCAUACCGCCGCAGCCUGGGACCGACGACACUCGAGGCUUACCAGCGCCAGCUUCGCUCAGGGUCGUUCUCCGGCAUGGCACCCAGCCCCCAGCUCGCGGCAGUCGGGAGCUCAGCCGAUGGCGGCCUUGUUCGCCAUACAAGCGUUCGUGGCGACUUUGCAUCGCGCGGCGGCCAGACCACCGAGGAGACACUGAUCGAGGACGAGCCUCUCGACCAAGUCCCCUCCACUGAGCCCAGCAACUGGUACAAAGGGUUGUCGCGGCAGAGCUCGCUGCCGUCCCGCAGACUCAACGGGGUCAACCCAGGCCUGUUCACACCGGCCGAGCCCCGAGACCAAGGGCCACAACCUAGCAACUCUAGCUCAAUGCCACCCCCACCGCCUCGUCCGCCUCGUCGUGUCUACCAGCCGGCUGACCAGGCCAAUUCCCCUCCCCCCACUGCGGCGUCGACGCAAUCCACUCAUUCCCGCUCUUCAUCAUCGCACGCUCCGUCGCAUUCGCUAGGAUCUCUCAGCAUGCUGGCCAACCCCCACUAUGAGCCGUCGGCGACGUCGUCGGUCCCUUCGACGCCAGGAAGCGCUGGACAUGGCAGCUACAACGAGGCAGCCGCGGCCGCUGCAGCGCUCCCAGCUGGCGUGUCACGCACGCAGUCUCUUCGCGCGCACAUGCACCACAACCCUCAGACGAUGGUGGAAAUGGGGACUCUUGGCCGCAGUGCUUCGAUGCGCACUCCAGGCGAGCUGUCGUACUCGCGCCACCACCAGUCUCCUCCUCCCCCACCACCACCUUUCAGUCUAGCUACGCCUCCUCGCAACAAGGGCCACCUCCCCCAUUACGCUCCCAGCGAUGACGGCGAUGUCCCGGGCGCCGACCUGCAGCGUCACCACUCGCUCGGCCGCUCGCAGGCGCUCUUAUCGCUGGAUCAGCGCGAAGAUCUCCGUCGCCGCCUGGCCACGUCACCCGGCGCUGCUUCCGCGACAUCGGCCGGCACCCCCAACGAAGGCGCUGCUGGACACUCGCGCCAUCUUUCCGAGAUAGACCAGUCGGGUCUUGGGCGCAACCUGUGGACGCCUGGUGUGCCUAUGCCCGGCGAUGACGGAUGGUCGUCGAGUGCGAAUACGGCUCAGCAGCUCCAGGACGCCCUUGACGCCCUGUCUAUUCGCGAUGGCGGCCAGAUGCACCGCCCGGCACCGCCGACGAUGGGCGAGGAACCGUCGUGGGUGACCAACCUGGUCGGCAUGCCUGGUCAGCCGUCGCAGGCAUCGCAAGUGCGUCCGCUGGGCUGGGACGACCGCAACUCGCCAUAUGGCGGUCUCAGCCAGUGGGGUGGUGGGCCGUCGCUCCAGCCCCCGCCUCUCCUCUACCAGCAGCAACAACAGCUCUACGCACAGACCCAGGCGCAGCUCAAGCUCCAGGCUGCUGGCAUCGGCGGCGGGCUGCCUCUCCACGGCCUUCCUCCCAUGCAUUUCCAGCAGGGCUACAUGGGUGGCAACUACCUCGGCGCGCCGUUCAACACCGGCUACGGGACGCAGCCUGGUCCCAUGCCCAGUGGCGGUGGCCUCCCUAGUGGCCCUGGUAUGCCUGGCGGCCCGCACAUGAGCGCGCAUGAUGUUGACGUGAUGGAGCUGGCGCGCAGCAAGGGCCUUAACCCGGCCACGUUCGACUGCCGCCCACCCUACGCACGCUUCUUUGUCAUCAAGAGCUACACCGAGGACGAUGUGCAAAAGUCGCUCAAGCACGAGGUGUGGUCGAGCACCGUGCUAGGCAACAAGCGUCUCGACAACGCGUGGCGCGAGAGCCACGACAAGGGACCUAUCUAUCUGUUCUUCUCCGUCAACUCGAGCCGCAAUUUCUGCGGCGUCGCCGAGAUGAUCUCAGGUGUCGACGAGUCAAAGACAUCAGACAUCUGGGCCACUGACAAGUGGAAGGGUCUCAUGAGCGUCCGCUGGCGGUUCGUUCGCGAUGUGCCCACAAGCGCACUCCGGCACCUGCGCCUUACCAACACUCCCGACCGCAAGCCGAUCACCACGUCGCGGGACACUCAGGAACUGCCCUACGACAUCGGCUGUGAGGUCCUCCAGAUCUUCCUUGACCACCAGCAUAAAUCGAAGACGAGCCUUCUGCAGGACUUUGCAUAUUACGAGCGCCUGUCGGCGACACGUUCGACUGGCAGCGCGACACCGACGCAGGGACCGGGGGGUCCUGGAGGUCCUGGCGGCCCAGGCGUCCAUCAUGGACAUGGCGCGAUGCACGGCGGCCCUGGUGGCUAUGCUAGUCCGCACAUGAGAUAG